CUUGCACACUACUGGAUAAUUGCAUUUGGUGCCCCCAGUCUUCGAGUGCCUCACGCUGAACGAUUGCACCUAGCCAUGAACUCGCUGGAGGCAGGGCGCGUCCUUAGCGUCCUCGACGAGGCUCUAGAGGGAAUCAGGCUGAUUUCAUAUGUAACACAAGAUGUCCUUGAUACGGCGGAACAGCUGCGGGACAUGCUCGGCGAGGAUCUGGCGAACGCCCUCAUCAAGCACCGACAGCUGAUUCAGUCGGCAAAGUCCACCCUCAACAACGACCAGGUGCAGGCUUCCACACUGGAGCUCGUGCGCCUGCUGAAGAAGUCACCCUCAGCACAGAGGCUCCAGGUGCUUCCAUACGAACGCACGUACGGCAUUCUGCAGACCCUGCAGUACUUUGAGCAGCUGAGGCAGUUCGCACAGAAGCGGCUGACCACCACGGUGGAGGAGGACAGCAGCAACAGGGAGUUCUUUGAGGAGGUCCGGGACCGUGAGGAGCGAGCGGUGGCGGAGCAGGAGCAGCUCAAACAGAAGCUCAAGCUGCAGCGGGUAGAGCUGCAAAAGGCGGCGGGGACCAUUCAGGUAUCUGAGGACCGGGCUCGUGGCGAGGUGUCGGAGGUGCAGAGCUCCACGCAGCAGUCGCGAGCCGCCAUCGAGGGCUCGGCGCGCGCCCAGUCGGAGGCGGAUAAGUCAUCAUUCCAGUCUGAUCUGGACCAGGUGACCAAGGAGCUGGCGGCGGCACGCGCCGAGCUGGCCCGGCUGCGGCAGGAGCACAAGGACAACGAGGCGCUGCUGCGGAAAGCACGCAAGCGGGCGGAACAGGACGUGGAGGUGCAGAUCGGCGAGUAUGAUGCCGAUGUGGGCGCCAAGGAGGAGGAGCUGGGCAAGGCGCGGGCCGAGUACGAGGAGGUGCUCAGGCAGCUGCAGGAGUACAACAGCGGCUGGAGUGAGAUGUACCAGGAGCGGCUGGAGUACGAGGAGCGGGAGCGGCGGCUCGCGGACCAGCGCUUCCAGGCGGCGCUGUUGGCCGUCCGCCAGAACCACGCGGCGCGCGUGAUCCAGUCCUACUGGCGCGGGUUCAAGAAGGCGCGCGAGGCGGCGAAGAAGAAGGCCAAGAAGCUCGAGAAGGCCAAGGCGGCCAAGAAGAAAUAGGGGGUCAUAGGGGUGAGAGGAUGGAAGGCGUGGAGUGGAGUGGGUGGUGUACGGCCCCGUUUGGUGGGGAGGGCACAUCGGCGCGCUGAUGUGUUGGUCGCGUUGAGCACAGAGCCCGCGGCGGCAGGACGUGGCAGGCGGUUAGAGGCCGUGUGGCGCUGCUCGUGCCAGCUGCGUGGGUGGGUGGGAAUAGAUUGUUAGAUGGCGCGCGCCAACGAGGUGUAGGCGUAAAUGCAGGGUUGCAAACUCAUAAGGCUUUCAAGUUCUUGCUCAGCGCAGGUUGAGGCCGGCCGGUGUCUGGUCAGCGGUCUUUGCUGACAGGCAUAGCACAGCACAGUAUGUGAUGCUUGACAGCGGGACGUGGCUGGAUGCAUGGCGGGACUUGCCUGUACAAACCGACCCAGGUUAUGUCCGUUAUGUCUGAUUCGAAGCGGAGCAAAUUGAAAAUUCUGGUUGGCCUGCUGCCUGCUGCACUAGUGCUUGAUAGCUGGGCGCGAUUGGGCUCAUAUGGCGGGCGGUGCCUGCACAAACCGACCCUGGCUAUGUCCGGGAGAUGAGGAUAGCCGGGAGAUGAGGUUGUUCGGCCUCAGACUGAGGGGCUCAGCCCCUUUUCCCGUGACCGGGGAAUCUUGUCCAGUUUCUUGUUUGAUGGCUGUCGAAGCGGCCUAACCGAUUAGGACGCUAGCUAGUUACAUGGGUUCGGCUAAGUGUGCAGGAUGAAGUGAGGUACGCGGCAUGUGUUCUUCGCAAGGCAUAUGCGCUCAAUGCGCUGGAUGCUGGGCACAUGUGCCAUGCGCGGCAAAACAGCAGUCCUCGUUAGCCGCUGCUGGCUGUGUAAGGACAGAGGCCGUCCGUGUGUCCUGCGCGCCUGGCAGGAGGCCACCUGUAGUUUGGGAGGCCACUAAGGCCAGGCCCCCGGGCAAGGCUGAAGGCUGCAUGGGACGUGCCCUAUACACUCGACAAG
Chlamydomonas reinhardtii is the source of this 2110-nucleotide messenger RNA. RefSeq lists its product as uncharacterized. The record is from RefSeq and is a predicted model, not a curated record. The transcript has 11 exons. NCBI's taxonomy places the organism in Eukaryota, Viridiplantae, Chlorophyta, Chlorophyceae, Chlamydomonadales, Chlamydomonadaceae. The coding region runs from base 76 to 1146 and encodes 356 amino acids.